Molecule: messenger RNA, 2622 nt
Organism: Acomys russatus (golden spiny mouse)
Lineage: Eukaryota; Metazoa; Chordata; Mammalia; Rodentia; Muridae
Gene: Cep85
Product: centrosomal protein 85
Exons: 13
Coding region: 39-2324 (761 amino acids)
Cellular component (GO): centrosome
Source: RefSeq, a predicted model, not a curated record
CUGAUUAUCUUUCAUUCUGCAGUUGUCUCAGGUAACUGAUGGCCAUGCAAGAAAAAUACCCAAAUGACAGGUCUCCUCAUGCUGCUUCACCAGGUUCCAAUGUGACUCAAAAAGGCAGUUCUCUGGGGACUGAAUGGCAGACACCGGUUAUCUCAGAGGCCUUUCGGAGCCGCUUCAGCCGCUGCUCAAGUAUAGCUGACAGUGGGGACACAGCCAUUGGGACAUCAUGCUCAGACAUUGCAGAUGAUUUUUGCAGCUCAGGCGGCAGCCCUUCUUUCCAACCAAUCAAAAGCCACAUAACCAUUCCAACAGCCCAUGUGAUGCCUUCUACUUUGGGGGCCUCUCCUGCUAAACCAAAUUCUACUCCCUCUGGGCCGCCUUCCUCUAAACUCCCCUUGCCAGGGUUGGCUGAAGGUGUGGGGAUGACAAGAAAUGGAGACUUCGGUGCAGUGAAACGUUCUCCGGGCCUAUCAAGAGACUUCAUGUAUCUCCCUAGUGCUGUUGGAGAAAACGGGAUUCAGCAGUCCUGGUUUCCAGCAGUCGGCCAUGAAAGAGAAGGGGAGAUGAGGAAGUUUGAUAUUCCUAGCAUGGAGUCCACUCUUAACCAGCCAGCCAUGGUAGAGACAUUCUAUUCAGAUCCCCAUUCCCGAGCCCACUUUCCCAACCCAAGAUCUGAUACAAAUAAGGAUGUAUACAAAGUAUUGCCAGAAUCCAAGAAGGCACCAGGCAGUGGUGCAGUGUUUGAGCGGAAUGGGCCACAUGCUAGCAGCACUGGGGUACUCCCUUUGGGACUUCAGCCAGCUCCUGGGCUUUCCAAGUCACUAUCCUCUCAGGUGUGGCAACCAAAUCCUGACCCUUGGCAUCCUGGAGAACAGUCCUGUGAACUCAGUACCUGUCGACAGCAGUUGGAAUUGAUUCGUUUACAGAUGGAGCAAAUGCAGCUUCAGAAUGGAGCCAUCUGUCACCACCCUGCUGCCUUUGCGCCUCUGCUGCCCACCUUAGAGCCAGCACAGUGGAUCAGCAUCUUGAACAGUAAUGAGCAUCUCUUGAAGGAAAAGGAGCUUCUCAUUGACAAACAGAGGAAACAUAUCUCUCAGCUGGAGCAGAAAGUCCGAGAGAGUGAACUACAAGUCCACAGUGCCCUUUUGGGCCGCCCUGCACCCUUUGGGGACGUCUGCUUGUUGAGGCUACAGGAGUUGCAGCGAGAGAACACUUUCUUACGGGCACAGUUUGCACAGAAGACAGAAGCCUUGAGCAAAGAAAAGAUGGAGCUCGAAAAGAAACUCUCCGCUUCAGAAGUUGAAAUUCAGCUCAUCAGGGAGUCUCUCAAAGUGACACUACAGAAGCACUCGGAGGAGGGGAAGAAGCAGGAGGAGAGGGUAAAAGGCCGUGAUAAACACAUCAAUAAUUUGAAAAAGAAAUGUCAGAAGGAAUCAGACCAGAACCGGGAGAAGCAGCAGCGAAUUGAGACAUUGGAGCGCUACCUAGCUGACCUGCCCACCCUAGAAGAUCAUCAGAAACAGACGGAGCAGCUUAAGGAUGCUGAGUUAAAGAACGCAGAACUGCAAGAGAGAGUGGCUGAGCUGGAGACUCUGCUGGAGGACACCCAGGCAGGCUGCAGAGAGAAGGAGGUUCAGCUGGAAAGCCUGAGAAAGAGAGAAGCGGAAUUCUCCACUAGACAUAGCUUGCAAGAUAAACAGUCUAUGGAAGAAGCCAGUGAAGAAGGCCUCAAAGUGGAAAUGGAAUCCCAGCAGAAGGAAUGUGAUUCCCUCCGAAAGGUUGUGGAGAGGCAACAGCUGAAGAUAGAGCAGCUGCACUCUCAAGUCCAGAGCCUAAAGCAAGAACUGGCUCAAGAAGAAGGAAUAAGCCAGGCCGUGAGAGAGGAAGCGCAGCGCAGGGAGACGGCCCUGCAGCAGACCCGCACAGCUGUGAAGGAGCUCUCGGUGCAAAACCAGGACCUGAUUGAGAAGAAUCUGACACUGCAAGAGCACUUGCGACUGGCCCAACCAGGGUCCUCAUCGUCACCAGACACAGCCCAACUAGCAUAUGAGCUGCACCAGGAAUUGGCCAGUUGCCUUCAAGAUCUGCAAGCUGUAUGCAGCAUUGUGACCCAGAGGGCCCAGGGCCACAACCCUAACCUCUCUCUGCUCCUAGGCAUUCACUCCACCCAACACCCAGGGACUCAACUGGAUCUGCAGAAGCCAGAUGUGAUGAGGAAAAAACUAGAAGAGGUUCAACAGCUUCGUCAUGACAUUGAGGACUUAAGGACCAGCCUGUCAGACAGAUAUGCUCAGGACAUGGGAGAAAACUGUGCCACACAGUGAGGAGUGCCAGGGAGGACCUGGCCUGCUACUAGCCUUGCCAGAAGGUUCCUGCCCUGACUGACAGUCCUGCCUCUGCUGCUGCACCCAGAGGGGAAAGCCUGUAUGUGGGGACAGGGUUGUGAGAAGCCACCCUGGCUUGCUGUACACUGGCUUUGUCUUGUUCGGUUAUGUUUUGCUGGUUAUCUUAAUUCACUCUUAAAGGCUGAGUUACUAAUUAACCUUUUCACAGAUUGAAUAGUAAAGUUCUCACAGGCUGUUCCCAGCCCUAACCUGCCAUCAGAAGCCAACAGGCUGCUCA